Messenger RNA from Parnassius mnemosyne (clouded apollo), 2721 nucleotides. The record is from the annotation of a GenBank genome assembly. NCBI's taxonomy places the organism in Eukaryota, Metazoa, Arthropoda, Insecta, Lepidoptera, Papilionidae.
AUGGAGGAGGAAAGUGCAAUAAGUUCAAGCGAAUUGCGCGAGGCGCCUCAAACGGACUCAUUAAUCAACGGGGACGUUCCUGAAAAGGAAACAAAUCAUGCGAGCGACGGAAAAGAAGCGAAUGUUAGUGCGUGUGUGAACAAUAAAAAUGAGAGCGGUGUCAUUCUAGAUGGUUUAGAGGACAGUAAAAACGUGACAGUGGAAUCAUUUUUAGAAAACGAAGUCUGUGAAGUGAUUGACGACGCGCGGUCUUUGGGAGACCUGGACAGUUUACCCGCGGGCGACGAGCUGGCACUUGGAGCUGCGGGUAGUGAUAGCGGAGUAGAAGGAUGUGGUCGAGCUCUUAGCAGCGGCGGAGGCUCCCGGUCGUGUGCUUCGAGUGUGGUGUCCUGCGGCUCAGGCUGCGGCUCCGAAAGUUCAUCUCUAGCGGGAGCACCGCUUCGCACAAGACGCCGCAACGUCACAGUUAUAGAAUCAAAGAAGAAUUCUCCUCUUGGAUCGUCCACGCCCCGUCCGACCACCGCGCCGCGUGGUCCCAACCUAGCAACACGCGAACGCGCCAGAAGUAGAGAGAAGCCAACACCACCUGAAAAGCCACGUCCUCUUACACCGAAACCGCGAAUCCGACCCACAACUGAUCUUCCAAACUUAAUCCGGGAAAGUCCUGCCCUGCGUGCCAAACCUACAAAAACGUCUACUGCGAGGUGUCGUACUCCAAAUUCUCCGAGCGACGAAAAGAAAUGGCCUCCUAACGGUCCACGGUUAACACCCGUCUCGGACUCAGGUGCGACAAGAGUGGCCGCUGAUAAAUACGGAACUUUACCGCGAAGGCGAAGAGAAGCUGACACAGAAAACUCACCCAAGCACGAGAACACACCGCCCACCUCCAGGAGGCCGACCAUCACCCGCUCUGCGUCUUCCCGAUCAACGGUGAAGACGAGAGUACGCAUUUACGCGGAGAAGAAUUGCCAGACUGUAUUAAUAGGAACGGAUGUCGAAUCAGCGUUAGCUGGCAUAAUACCGAGCAUUGAAAGCCGUAUAGAAGUGUCGCGUUGCCACCGCGGCGUGCAAGCAAGUGCACGCGACGUAGAAGCGGCGCGGUUAGCGGCGGCGGCGGCGGCUGCAGAAGCAAGUGCCGCCGAGGAGCGCGAGCGACGUUUGCACGCAGAGGCGCAACUCGCAGCAGAACGCGCGGCCCGCCUUUCAGCAAUCGCCGAACUCGAGCGAAACUCGCAGCGACUACUCGAACUCGCCGGUGCAGGUGCUGGUGCAGGAGCGGAGGGGUGUUUGCGGGCACUAGAGGAGCAACUGCGGUCUGCGGGAGAAUUAGCCGCGCGGCAACGCGGAGAAAUAGACACCUUACGAGAACAUUGUAACAGAUUACACAGUGAGGCGUUGAGUGCCCGCGAGGCGGCUCGGAUUGCCGAGGCGCGGUUGGUGGAGGCCGAACGCGAGGCGGCCGAGAUGCAGGACUUCCUCGCGGCCGAGACCAGCGCGCUUGGCGACUCACUGCGCGAGGCCGACGCCGAGCUCGUGCGCCUCACUGCCGACCUUGAGCGCAGGCGCGCGGAGUGCCGGCAGCUGGUGCGCAUGUGCGAGCAGCGGCGGCAGGAGGCGCUGGCGGCGGCGGCGCGCGCGCGCUGCGGCGGCGGCGCGGCGUCCGCGCUCGACGCGCUGGCGCGCCGCCUGCGCGCGCUCACCGACCAGGUGCUGCGCGCCUACGCACUGCCACGCGAUGCCGCGCUGCCCACGCUCUACCACAACGACGCUUACCACAGUCACAGUGACAGCGGAGAACAGCUGUCGCCGGAUGAAGAGGCACGAGGUGGACUGCUGGGUGCGAUCGUGCGCGCACUGCGUUCCACCCCCGCCUCCGCGCCCGCGCCCGCGCCCGCCCCCGCCUGCGCCCCGCUUGACGACGAGCGCUCGCGCGUCUCCGACGACAACGACAACUCGGCCGACCUGCUCGACUCCGAAACCGAGCCCUGCCUCGUCACCGAUCCAGAAUGCUUGGAGGAGUGGUGGUCGGGAGCAGAGGGCUGCGAGGGUGCGGAGGGCAACGACUUUGCUGGCGCCUGGAGUGGCGAAGAGCUAUCCCCCGAGCGAGAGUCCUACGGUGAAGACAGAGAGGGAGAAUCGGCUUCGGCGUCGGAGCGCGAGUCGCUGCGCAACCUGUCGGCGGCAAUCACGCAGCGGCAGCGCUCCGAGGCGGAGGACGCGGAGCGCGGCUCGCUGCUGGAGCGCGUGCUGGCGCUCGACGCGCGCCUGUCCGAGCUGCUGCGGGCGCUGCGCCUCGCCGCCGCGCGCGCGCACGACGCGCCCGCCGCCGCGCUCGCGCACGCACUCAGAGACAAGAUCGAUGUAACGGAAAAGAACGUAGCGGACGUGGUGGUGAAGAAAUUGGCUGAACUGGACGCCAGUAAGAAUAUGAUGGAGCAGUAUAGGCAGUCCGUCGAAACGCUAAGAAAACAGGUGGCACAGUACGAUGAAGAAGACGACGUGGAUAUGAUUGAGAAGGAGCUGGCAGGUUGCGACGAAAAUGAGCGGCGGCAGCGAUACGAAGCGCUGGACUCAGCGCUGGCAGCGCUAGCCGCAGUGGACGGCUGGGCGCGCCUCGCAGCGCUGCAGCGCCGCCUCGAGCGCCUCGCCUUCGCGCUCGCCGCGCCGCCCGCGCCGCAACCGCUCCACACCGCCGCCACCAACAACUUCACAACACCCUAG